Xiphias gladius (swordfish) is the source of this 1847-nucleotide messenger RNA. RefSeq names its product gamma-glutamyl hydrolase (gene gghl). The transcript has 9 exons. The record is from RefSeq and is a predicted model, not a curated record. Gene Ontology annotation, biological process: tetrahydrofolylpolyglutamate metabolic process. Gene Ontology annotation, cellular component: vacuole. Gene Ontology annotation, molecular function: gamma-glutamyl-peptidase activity. NCBI's taxonomy places the organism in Eukaryota, Metazoa, Chordata, Actinopteri, Istiophoriformes, Xiphiidae. Bases 485 to 1441 code for a protein of 318 amino acids.
CAGUAAGCUCCCUACCUUUAAAAUCCUAUAAAUAGAAACUCUGCUUUAAUUUUUACUCUGAAACCUGCUUGACAGCACUCUGAAUCCAAGCGUGCCGUGUGAACCGAGAGCUGCCCUCUUGAAAUGCUCUCACGUAGUGGAUUUUGCCUUCAUUGCAAAAACCUAACUCUGGUCCGUGAAGCUGCAUUGUUUCCUGCACAUUAAAUGAUCAAAAUUUUACCAAAAAGUCCAUGCUGUCAGCAGAAUAUUUAUGUUUACCUCAGCAGCUGACUUGCCUGACCAGCAUGUGCAGUACAGGAUACAUUACAUGUAAAUCUGGACAUUCCAAACUUCCCUGUGCUGACUAUAUCCUCUUCUACCAGAACAAAUAUAAGUCUGCUGCAGCUUUUUUCGUAGGUCCCUGCUCCCUAACAGCCUCAUAGGACUGAUACACUGAACUAAGCCUUCGCCGGUCAGUGGAAAUUGAGGUGAAAACGUGUCCAACAUGGGAUUUUCAUCGUUUGUGUGUGUAUUUUUGGCCUGCUGCGUCUGUUGCAGCAGAGCUAUGCGGACUGCACUCAACCACGAGGCUGUGAAUGACAGACCUGUGAUCGGUAUUUUGACGCAGAUAGUUUCAGAUGAAAUAAUGAAACCGUUUGGGGGGACCUACAUACCUGCCUCCUAUGUGAAAUACAUUGAGUCUGGGGGCAGCAGAGUGAUGCCUAUCAGGUUGACUCUUACUACUCCUGAAUAUGAAAAUAUCUUCAAGAAGAUAAAUGGUCUGCUUUUCAUCGGGGGAGCUGCAGAUUUGGAGACGUCGGACUUUGCCAGGGUGGCGAAGAUCUUUUAUAGACUCGCUCUGAUGGCCAAUGAUGAGGGGGACUUCUUCCCCAUCUGGGGUACAUGCAUGGGCAUGCAGCUGCUGACUGUGCUGGUGGCCGGUGAAAAUCUGCUGGCAAACACCACAGCUGAGAACAUAGCGUUGCCCCUCAACCUAACCACAGAGGCCUACUCUAGUAGGAUGUUUGAGGGUUUCCCUGAUGAGUUUAUGAAGACUUUGACUCAAGAACCUCUGACUGGCAAUUUUCACCACUACGGACUUAGAGUAGAGACCUUCCAGGAAAAUGAGAAGCUGCACAAUUUCUUCUCCCUCUUGUCUACAAACGUGGCUGAAAACGGAGUCCACUUUGUCUCAACCAUAGAAGGUAAGAGAUAUCCCUUCUACGGAGUACAGUGGCACCCAGAGGUGAAUCGUUUUCAGUGGGACAGCAAGCUGAAAUUUCCUCACUCCCCUCACGCUGUUCAGUUGUCAUCUCUGCUGGCUGAGUUUUUUGUCAAUGAAGGAAGGAGAAGUUUGCAUCAGUACGACAGUCCAGAGGAAGAGGCCUCGCCACUGAUUUACAACUACACGCCUGUCUAUGUUGGAAACUUCACGGGAUAUGAGCAGCUCUAUUUCUUCUGACGUCGUCCAGUGCCCGACUUUGUGUGUCAAUGUAUGUUCCACUGAAUUACAGGGUGAACUGAAAUGUUACGGGCCUGAAGGUGACAUUUGAGUUAAAAUUUGAAAAUUUGGUUUUAAGUUUCAGCAUGUACGUUCAUUCUUGACCUUGGAAACAGUAGUUAGAAGAAAAAAAAAAACAAAAAAACAUUUAAACUGUAUCUCACUGUAAUUUUGUCAAACUAUUAUCCUUUAUUAUUUUAGUUUACCUGCCUACACCCAUAUACAUUUGUGCCUAAUCAAAUGACCAAAAACUAAUUAAUAAUUCCCAAUUAAGGCUUGUAACUGAUCAUUCUUUACAUUAUUAAUUCAUUUACCAAUUAUUAUUUGAUAUUGUUGUUUGGUUUGGUCUAUUAAAAAUUUAAAAGGA